AUGGCCAAAAAGAGAAAGGCUGGUGGUCGCCCAGCGGGGCAGAACUCUGCUAAAGUCUCUGAGCGCACCAAGUUCGCUUACGAAGAACGAUUCGAAGACUCGGAGGAUGAGUUCCAAGCAGGCCGCGACCAGAUCCUGCUGGAGGAAGCUCCAGAGGCAAAGAGACGACGGAAGCUGGCUGAGCAAGAGGAAUCGCUCCAGCCAUCUGAUGAAGAGAUCAUGGCAUACGAAUCCAUGGACGAAGACGAUUUAGACGACGAGGAAGAUUAUGGCGAGGAUGUCUACGAAGAUGAAGACGAGGACGAAGACGAUAUGGAGAUAGGUUUCUCGAAAUCCAAAAAGUCGCGCCGAGGAGAAAGCCCAGAUGAGGACGAGGAGGAGGGGAUCGCCGCCUGGGGAACCUCCAAGAAGGAUCUCUACAAUGCCGAUCAGAUCGAAACCGAGGCCGAUGCCCUCGAAGAAGAGGCGGAAGCCAAGCGACUUCAACAGAAGCAUUUGCAGGCCAUAAACGAGGAGGAUUUCGGCUUCGACGAAUCCGAAUGGGUUGAAUCUGGCAAAGCACAGGAGGAUGUGGAGGAUGAGGGUGGUGUGGUAACGGAAGUUCUACCACAACUGGAGAUUACGGACGACAUGAGCACAGAAGAGAAACUCAAGAUCCUGAAAUCCAGAUAUCCGGAGUUUGAGCCAUUGGCAAAGGACUAUGUUGACCUCCAGGCAAGGCAUAAAGAGCUUGAGAAAGCUGCUGAAUCCACAAAACUUCCCGAAGACGAAGAUGCGCUCUUGGGUCCGGCACCUGUCCCUGUCAUCAAGUUCCGCGCUUUGUCAGCUUAUCUUGGGGCAAUCAGCAUGUACUUCUUGCUUUUGUCCUCGUCGCAAGAUGGAUCCGGAAACCCAGCUCCUCUAUCGCCCGUUGAAAUUCGUGCCCAUCCGGUAAUGGGCUCCCUAGUCAAGUUCCGAAAGCUCUGGGAGACAGUCAAGGAUCUGUCUGCCCCUGAAAUCUCCCAGGCUGAUGUCACAGAGAAGGCAAAGAGUGACGCUCAGACUAAGGCUUCUGUAUCGAUUACCAAGAAGCAAAGCCAGAAGAGCAAGGACUCACAACAGCCAAAGAAGUCCAAGAAAGAACAGAAACAGUCUAGAGCCCAGCGCGCGGCCGAGGCGGCACAGGCAGAAGCAGAGGCUCGGAGAGCAGAGAAGCUGGCCGAGACGGAAGCUAACCUCGCCGAUCUCGACAAACUCGUCAAAGAACCCAGCAGAAAACGCAAGAUUCAGAAGAUCACAUCGGCCGAAAACGCCGACAACUCCGACUUUGGUGAUGAGGACGCCCUCACUGCCAAGGAAGCCGAAGAGAAAGCCAGGCAGAAACGCUCUCUCCGCUUUUACACCUCCCAAAUGGCCCAGAAGGCUAACAAGCGUAACGCGGCUGGUCGGGAUGCCGGUGGUGAUGCAGAUCUGCCUUACCGUGAGCGUUUGAGGGACCGUCAAGCCCGGUUGAACGCCGAGGCCGAGAAGCGUGGUAAACAGAGACCAGAUAAGAUGGAGGAGCUCGGCGGCGACAGUGACGAGGAAGAUCACCGGGUUGCAAGGGAGAUCAGGGGCGGCGGAUCGGGUACCGAUGACGACGAGUAUUACGAUAUGGUUGCCGCACGGUCGAAACAGCGCAAGGAUGACAAGAAGGCCCGUGCGGAUGCGUAUGCAGAAGCUGCGCGUGAGGGUGGUCGCGUCGAGAUCCAAGAGGAGGUCAGACCAGACGGCAAGCGAGCCAUUACCUACCAGAUCGAGAAGAACAAGGGUCUUGCGCCGAAGCGCAACAAGGAUUCCCGCAACCCGCGUGUCAAGAAGAGGAAGAAGUUCGAGGAGAAGAAGAAGAAGCUCAGCAGUAUCCGCCAAGUCUACAAGGGAGGUGAAGGUCGUGGUGGAUAUGGUGGUGAACUUACUGGUAUCAAGAAGAACUUGGUCAAGAGUAUCAAGCUAUAA
Aspergillus clavatus NRRL 1 is the source of this 1974-nucleotide messenger RNA. Its product is annotated as something about silencing 10 family protein. Gene Ontology annotation, biological process: maturation of SSU-rRNA from tricistronic rRNA transcript (SSU-rRNA, 5.8S rRNA, LSU-rRNA). Gene Ontology annotation, cellular component: small-subunit processome; nucleolus. NCBI's taxonomy places the organism in Eukaryota, Fungi, Ascomycota, Eurotiomycetes, Eurotiales, Aspergillaceae. The transcript is spliced from 2 exons. The coding region runs from base 1 to 1974 and encodes 657 amino acids. The record is from RefSeq and is a predicted model, not a curated record.